Cololabis saira (Pacific saury) is the source of this 3756-nucleotide messenger RNA. RefSeq names its product Rho GTPase activating protein 42a (gene arhgap42a). The transcript is spliced from 24 exons. Lineage: Eukaryota; Metazoa; Chordata; Actinopteri; Beloniformes; Belonidae. Gene Ontology annotation, molecular function: protein binding; GTPase activator activity. Gene Ontology annotation, cellular component: cytoplasm. The record is from RefSeq and is a predicted model, not a curated record. Gene Ontology annotation, biological process: signal transduction. Bases 346 to 3261 code for a protein of 971 amino acids.
GUAUGCAGGAGAAAGUUGUCUCAACUGCGUUCGCUGACAGUUUUCCAGCCCCAAAAUUAAAGCCGAGUUGUUUUCGAUGCGUCCAGCCGUGCCUUCUUUUAGUUUCACCCCAAAAGCUGCGCAGCAUCACCUUUGAAAAAUUACGACAUCUCACAAGCAGCGAAGACGCCGUCGUGAAGGUCGGCCGGAGUCUGCUGGUCCGGAAGUUCUGCAGGAAAAGAGCCAGAAAGGCAUGAAAAACAGGAGCCGGGACACUUUUCCGGCCAGGAUUUGGGGAAACGCGCUGAAAACCCGUUUUAUUCGCUUGUCUGUGUGAUAAUUUCAUUGUACGUGCCGGGGGGAAAGAUGGGUCUCCCGACGCUGGAGUUCAGCGACUCGUUCCUGGACAGUCCGCAGUUCCGAGAGCGGCUGCAGUGCCAUGAGAUCGAGCUGGAGCGCACCAACAGAUUCAUCAAGGACCUCAUCAAAGAUGGAAACAUGCUCAUAUCUGCACUCACGAGUCUUUCUCUUGCAGUGCAGCGCUUCUCCCAGUCUCUGCAGGAGUUCCAGUUUGAGUGUAUCGGAGAUGCAGAGACUGAUGAUGAGAUCAAUAUAGCUCAGUCCUUGAAGGAGUUUUCUCAGCUUCUAAACACGGUGGAGGAGGAGAGAAAACGACUGAUACAGAACGCCGACGAUGUUCUGAUCUCACCGCUCGAGAGGUUUCGAAAGGAGCAAAUCGGAGCCGUUAAGGAGGGAAAGAAGCAGUUUGACAAGGAAACAGAGCGGUAUUACUCCGUGCUGGAGAAAAACCUCAGCCUGUCCUCCAGGAAGAAGGAAUCCCACCUGCAGGAGGCCGACACACAGAUGAGCAAGGACAGGCAGGUCUUUUACGACGCCUCCCUGCAGUAUGUGUUUAAGAUCCAAGAGGUGCAGGAGAGGAAGAAGUUUGAGUUCGUGGAGCCGUUAUUAGCCUUCCUGCAGGGGUUGUUUACCUUCUACCACGAGGGCUACGAGCUCGCCAACGAGUUCGAACCCUACAAGCAGCAACUCCAGUUCAACCUGCAAAAUGCUCGCAACAACUUUGAAAGCACCCGCGCUGAAGUUGAGAGGCUGAUGAAGAGGAUCCGUUCUGCCGAGGAGGACUUCAAGGCCCCCAGCCCGUUUACCAUGGAGGGAUAUCUGUACAUCCAGGAGAAACGUCCGCUGGGAAGUGUGUGGACCAGAUACUACUGUACCUACGAGAGGAGCGCCAAGACGUUCACCAUGAGCAGCCCGGAGACUCGACCGGCCAGCAGACAGAAUGGCGUGGUGAACGGCAGCCCCGAGAUGUUCAGGCUGCGCUCGUGUGUCCGAAGGAAGACCGACUCAAUCGACAAGCGCUUCUGCUUCGACAUCGAGGUGGUGGAGAGACACGGCGUCAUCACUCUGCAGGCGCUGUCGGAGCCAAACAGGCGGCUUUGGAUGGAAGCGAUGGACGGAAAAGAACCGAUUUACACUCUUCCCUCGCUACUCAGUAAAAAAGAGGAGACUUUUCUCAACGAGGCUGGCUUCAACUUUGCUAAGAAGUGCAUCGAGCUGAUUGAAUCCAGAGGUAUCACCACGCUGGGGCUCUACAGGACGGGAGGAGUGAACUCUAAAGUGCAGCGGCUGAUGACGAGCGUGUUCGCGUCCACGGCUCCUGCUGACAUGCAGCUGGACGCAGACGCCUGGGACAACAAGACCAUCACCAGCGGCCUCAAGGACUACUUCAGAUGUCUGGCCGAACCGGUGCUGACGUACCGGCUGCACAAGGAAUUCAUCCGAGCUGCCAAGUACGACGACCACAAGUACCGCGUGAGGGCGAUCCACGCACUCGUGCACAAACUCCCGGACAAGAACAAGGUCAUGUUGGACCUCCUGACCAGCCACCUCCUCAAGGUGUCGUCUCACAGCGACCAGAACCAGAUGACCGUGUCCAACCUGGGGAUGAUAUUUGGGCCGACGCUCAUGAGGUCGCAGGAGGAGACGGUGGCCGCCAUGAUGAACAUCAAGUUCCAGAACAUCGUGGUGGAAAUCAUCAUCGAGAACCACGACAAGGUGUUUGGAGAAGCCCCGGACCUGACGGUGCCGCUGCCUCAGGCCCCGUCGUCGCGGUCCACCCCCCGGAGGAGCAAAGCCAUCUGCCUGUCCUCCGGGAAGAGGCGGGCCCGCCUGUACCCCCCCGCCCUCUGCCUGGCCGACAACGACAGUGACACGUUCAGCAGCAGCUCCAGCACCCCGAUGGGCAGCCAGGAGUCUCUCUCCUCCCACUCCUCGGAGAAGAACGGGGCGUCCCAGACGUCUCCUCCGUCCUCUCCCGCCGCCGAGCCCGGCUCGCCCGGCUCGCUCGACUCGCCCGGCGCCUCGCCGUCGUCUCCUCCCGCAGCAGAACCCCCCGACCCGUGCGAGGGGAAGGAGCCGCCGGAGCCAGGUCACCUCUCCUCCUCCCGUUCCCUGGCUCCAGCCGAGCAGCCGCCCUCCGUGUCGUCCUCCACGUCCUCUCUGCUCUCGGCCGUGGAGCGGUCCUUCAACAGGAACUCUAUCACCUCCUUCUCCUCUCUGAAGGAGUCCCCAUCUCCCUCCAGGGCGUCGGCGUCCACCGCCUCCAUCCGGCACUCGCCGGGAGAACAGGCCUCGUCCCUCGGGGAGAGAGCGCCGUCCGUCUCCUCCCUGAAGAGCUCUCGCUCAGCCGAUCAGAGGAACGCCUCGGAUGCUGCCGGAGCAGAAACCCGAGCCGCAGACUCGACCUCCGCUCAGCAGCUCAACGCCGCCUACAGGACCGCCUCCUCCUCCUCCUCGUCCUCCUCUUCACUGUUUCCCUACCAGCUCUCCGCCUCCUCCUCCCUCACCUCCCUGCACAUCUCCGAGGACUACAAGAGCUGCCACGGAUCCAUGCACUCGCUCAUGUCCCUGGACCCGCAGGACGCCACGCGGGUGCGGAAACACAUGCGCUCCGGGUCCGACCUGACCCCCAAACGCACGGCAGCCGCCUCCAGCAACGGCUACCAAAGGCCCGUGUCACUAUUAUCAGCCAGACCGCCGAAGCGAGAGAGCUCCGUGUUCUCCUCCGCUCUGGACAUUUGUCCCUCAGGAAGAGAAGCCACAGCUCUGUAUUCCUGCGAGGCGGAGCACAGCCAUGAGCUCAGCUUCCCACAGGGGGCGCUGCUCUCAAACGUGUGUCCGUCGGUGGAACCGGGCUGGCUGCAGGCGACGUACAAAGGCAGAACGGGCCUCAUCCCUGAAAACUACAUCACGUACGCCUGACUGACCUGAUGAUGUCAUCUGACUGACCUGAUGAUGUCAUCUGACUGACCUGAUGAUGUCAUCUGACUGACCUGAUGAUGUCAUCACUGAAGCGAAAAGAUUUCUCUGAGAUUUUGGGAAUCAGCAACAAAGAUUAACUGUGACUAUUAUUUCUGACUACUGUGGCAAAAGAUCAAUAAUGAUGUUCUGUAUAUAUCUGUAUUAUGACUUUUCUAAACUGCCUUUUACGCAGUAGAUGUUGAUAUUUAACUUGACUUCACCUCAGGGUGCUCGGCGGUUCCUGCCGUCUCUGCAGGUGAUUCGUACUCAGUAAUUGUGUUUAACAGGUACAUGGAAACUAGUUCCGUCAGUCUUGAUAAUUUAUGUAACUAUAUGUCUUGAACGUAAAGCAUCAACACCUCUGUGCCUUCAACUGUAUGAGCUGCUGGUUCAAAUCCUGCCUCCAUGCAUUUUUUUCUUUGUGCUCUGUCAGCUGUCAGAAUAAAUCAUCGAACA